Molecule: messenger RNA, 1902 nt
Organism: Homo sapiens (human)
Lineage: Eukaryota; Metazoa; Chordata; Mammalia; Primates; Hominidae
Gene: CNTF
Product: ciliary neurotrophic factor
Exons: 2
Coding region: 89-691 (200 amino acids)
Biological process (GO): regulation of programmed cell death; ciliary neurotrophic factor-mediated signaling pathway; negative regulation of neuron apoptotic process
Cellular component (GO): extracellular region; cytoplasm
Molecular function (GO): ciliary neurotrophic factor receptor binding
Source: RefSeq, marked reviewed
AGUCUUUGAGAGUCACAUCUCUUAUUUGGACCAGUAUAGACAGAAGUAAACCCAGCUGACUUGUUUCCUGGGACAGUUGAGUUAAGGGAUGGCUUUCACAGAGCAUUCACCGCUGACCCCUCACCGUCGGGACCUCUGUAGCCGCUCUAUCUGGCUAGCAAGGAAGAUUCGUUCAGACCUGACUGCUCUUACGGAAUCCUAUGUGAAGCAUCAGGGCCUGAACAAGAACAUCAACCUGGACUCUGCGGAUGGGAUGCCAGUGGCAAGCACUGAUCAGUGGAGUGAGCUGACCGAGGCAGAGCGACUCCAAGAGAACCUUCAAGCUUAUCGUACCUUCCAUGUUUUGUUGGCCAGGCUCUUAGAAGACCAGCAGGUGCAUUUUACCCCAACCGAAGGUGACUUCCAUCAAGCUAUACAUACCCUUCUUCUCCAAGUCGCUGCCUUUGCAUACCAGAUAGAGGAGUUAAUGAUACUCCUGGAAUACAAGAUCCCCCGCAAUGAGGCUGAUGGGAUGCCUAUUAAUGUUGGAGAUGGUGGUCUCUUUGAGAAGAAGCUGUGGGGCCUAAAGGUGCUGCAGGAGCUUUCACAGUGGACAGUAAGGUCCAUCCAUGACCUUCGUUUCAUUUCUUCUCAUCAGACUGGGAUCCCAGCACGUGGGAGCCAUUAUAUUGCUAACAACAAGAAAAUGUAGCAGUUAGUCCCUUCUCUCUUCCUUGCUUUCUCUUCUAAUGGAAUAUGCGUAGUUCCCUGGGGCCUCGCUUUCCCAUCUUAAAUUUCUAAAAACAGUUAAGACAACAGGCAUUUUCUUUCUUUUUUCUCUGACCACCUGCAGCCUGUUGAAGGACUACAGGUAUUUUCAUCAAGUAGCGUUGGAGACAUACACAAAUGGGCAUACAAGUUUAGCCUGGGGGGUGUGAUUUGUGUGCGUGCUUGCAUGUGCUGCAGGUGUAAGAGAGUGGGAGCAGGGACAACGUCCUUCCACUUCAGGGUUCUAACCUUUCUAACCCACUAAGUAACCUCUACAGGCAUUUAACUGCCUUACAGACAGAAUAUACAUAUGUUAAUUCUAGUCCUGGAUGACUCGGUCUGAGAAGAUUCAAUUUAAAAUCAGACUCUUUAGUUGAUUUAAACUCUUAGAGAAUAAGAAUAAUAAUGGCUAACUUUUAUUAUCUUCUAUAUUAAGGCAGUAUGCCAAGGGUCUUUAUGUAUAUUAUGUACAGCGUUUACAACCUUGUGAGCAAGGUGGUGUUACUCCCAUUAGGUAGAUGAGAAAACAGGCUCACAGAGAUUUGGUUAAGCUCACACAGCUAACAAGUAGCACACUGAGUUUGAACACAGAUCAUUCUCCUUGUAAAAGCCUAUGUGCCUUUCACUUUAGAGGCUUGAUCAUGAAUCACUGCACCUCUUUGUCACAGGGUGUUGGAAGAUGCAUCCAUGUAAUCUAUUCCCAUCGCUGGAAAACAGCUGCUGUUAGAUGUCCUCAGAAGUCAGUUGCAAAUUUUAGCGUUAAAGUCAGGAUUUAUUGUUCAUACUUGGCGGUGAGGAGGGCAGCUGGAGAUCUUAAGAUUCCAUUUUGGAAAAUGAUUAGGCCCGCCAAACUUCUGAACUUUGGAAGCUGGGGAUGUUUAGUAAUACAGCCUGGUUUUUAAGUACUCACUAAAAGUUCUCAAAUAUUGGGUUGGGCACGGCUUAUACCAGGUUACCUCACUUUUAAUUAGUGAUGCAGGCAGUGUAACCCAAGCAUUUGUGGACAAUGAGUGGAAUACUAAAGUUAAAAAGUCAAACUUUCACCUCAGAUUUUCUGGACUUAGUCAUGAGGAGAGGGUGAGGCCCACUCUGUUCCUACUGGAGAUACCAGAGACUCUGAAACUAUAGAAUAAAGCCUCUGUGCUGCACAACAAA